Messenger RNA from Prionailurus viverrinus (fishing cat), 1536 nucleotides. RefSeq names its product basic proline-rich protein-like. Bases 181 to 1470 code for a protein of 429 amino acids. The record is from RefSeq and is a predicted model, not a curated record. NCBI's taxonomy places the organism in Eukaryota, Metazoa, Chordata, Mammalia, Carnivora, Felidae. The transcript has 2 exons.
ACUCUGCGUUUUUAUCUACUGCCCUUCGCUAGAGUGAGGUGCCGUCCCGCCGCUGCACGCAGGGCCCUGGCCCGCGCAGGCGCCCCACGGGCGGUUUACAGCGCUGGUGACAGAGCCAGCCUAGACGCGGCGGGAGAGCCUUCUCGAUUAGAGAAAAUGAGGGGUGGCGGAGUGUGAGAGAUGCGAUGUUUCUCCAUCGGGGGUCGGCUGAAACAGCAGAUCCUUGGGAGGCCUGGGCCCUUUGGCUGCACAAACCGAGCAGCACCUUCAGUUCGAAGGAGGCGCCCUGGAGUGGGUUCCACUGCCCCCCCACCCCCGGCAGUCUGGCCCCCUCACUUGUGCGGGGCGUCACUCCCAGCUCCCAGCCGUCCACAGGACCGCAGAGAGCGGCCACCUGCGCUGAGCUGGCCCGCGGUGCGCUCGCGACAGCCGGGGGGCGUGGGGAAAGCUCUACUUCCGGCGUGCGGGCGGCCUCAGACUUGCCCCGGCCCCAAAGCUCCGCGGAAGGCUCGGUGGGGAAGGGUAGUCAAACGAUUCAGAAGCACCCGGACUGUGGGGGCCCGGACGGCAAAGGACACUCAGGCAGGGGGUGCCGGGGUUGGAAUGUACCCGAAAUGCAAAAAGGAGGAGAAACGGGACUCUCCUUUUGAAGCGGGGCCGGCCAUCCGGGAAGAAAACGCAGCCUGCGUCCACCUGCUUGGUCCCGACCACUCCGCAGACUCGAGCCUCUACCCAGCCGGGGCCUGGGGCCUGGAGCCUGGCCCGGAGAGGUGCAGGCCUCCCCGCCCUGUCGCCAAAGCGGCUGGAGAAUUCCGCAAACCAUUUCCUCCGCAGCGUGUCCCUGUCCCUCAGCUCCACCGCGUGACCCUGAGAGCAACAGGCUGCGUGAGAAUCCCGCCACCCCCGCGCUGUGCUGGGCUGCGGAGGGUGCCGUGGGAGGUGGCGCCCUGGGCCCUGGCCGAGAAAGGCUUGUUUUUCAUUCCUGCGCCCCAGGGACGCAUGUCCGAGGCCGCGCCGCCCUCUCGAGACCCACCAUCGGAUUCUCCUGUGGGCUUCCUCCCUUCCUGGGACCGAAGAUCCGGGCCCAGGGAAGAAAGUGCGCGGUUCCCUCACUUUUUCUGCCGGCUACCGGAUCCCCCCCCCCCCCCCCCGCCCCGGCCCUCCUCCAGAAAUUAUGGGAAAGGGGCGCCGGGCCCUGCCCUGUCGCACCCCACGCAAGGACCGCCCGGGGCCGCGGAUUCGCUCCCGCGAGUUUGCGGCAGAGACUCGAGAGCAGCGCUCCACCCGCUGCGACCUGGCACCGCGCCACCGCUCCCGGGACCCCGCCCGCCCAGCAGCAGAAAGGACUCUGACUGCAGUUGGGGACUGACAAGCACAGGACCUGACAAAGUCAGAAAAAGGACAGCAGAAGGGUUUCCAGACAGAGGAAUCACAUGGAUGGACUUCACGGGUCAGUUCCUGGGGUACUGACUGUCCUCUCCAGCAGGCAGAAAUAGGUGCCUGUGCCCGGUUCAGUGCCUGGCAGAUAGAGGGCAC